Molecule: messenger RNA, 930 nt
Organism: Seminavis robusta
Lineage: Eukaryota; Bacillariophyta; Bacillariophyceae; Naviculales; Naviculaceae
Source: the annotation of a GenBank genome assembly
AUGAUGAUACCCCAUGGCUGUUCGUGUCGGAGACCAGCCCUCUUGCUGGCCACCCUGUGUCUCUCCCGUUGGAUAGUACCAGCAUCAUCAUCGCCCAUCUCGUAUAUACGACGUGUACUGGAAGCGCACGAUAAAGAUCCCUACCAAGCAGACAUUAGCUGGGCUCUCAUGGAACGAUACUUGGGACAACAAAAAGUCCGAUCUGGAAAUAUAGGAUUCGAUAUUGCCGAACCCGACCUCGAAUCCAUUGUACUCAACUCACUCGUAUCCUACUUUACACCCUCCUUGACCAAAACACUCCAAGAAACACUCGGUGAUGAAUUCGAUCCACUCGUGCUGGGAGAUCCCGCAUCACAACAACUCGGACAAAUGCAAGUUGGCGAUUGCUCUGCCACGGCCGAAAUUGUCUACCAAAAGGAAAUACUCCGGGGACUCUCCGGUGUCGUACUCGAUGAACUCGAAAUGGUACCCGAAUCGGAUCAGAUUGACGUGUCCUUUUUCGAUGGGGCCCAUUGGAAUGCCACGUGGGAAUUGACGGCCAGUUUUCCCUUGUUGACGGCCGAAGCCAAUGCCACACUCAAAAUACAUGCCUGCGGCACGGAAAAAUUGGCCCAAUCCAUUGGAGGCAUGGCCACCGUCGAACAACCCUCCAUUUAUCUACACAUUGCCGUACAGGGUGACACGUCCAAUCUCAUCUUGUUCCAAUCCACCAGCAAGGUCACACGGGCCAAUAUACUCGAUUUGCGAUUCAACUACGAAUCCAUACAAGCACAAUUGGGGAGUUUUGGUACCAACUUGAGUGAAGUCAACUUUGGACUCACGCUGGGGGAAAUGUUGACUCACGAUGCCACCGUCUUUGAAUUGCUCAUGAAGGAUGCCCUGCAAGCCAAAAUUAACGAAGCCUUGCCGUUUGAACCGAAUAUUUGGUAA